Erythranthe guttata (spotted monkey flower) is the source of this 2241-nucleotide messenger RNA. NCBI's taxonomy places the organism in Eukaryota, Viridiplantae, Streptophyta, Magnoliopsida, Lamiales, Phrymaceae. The record is from RefSeq and is a predicted model, not a curated record.
AUGGCGGCAAAUCGACGAGUUGAUGAUGUUUCCAGUCCGUUCUAUUUACAUCCGUCCGAUGGUCCUGGGUUAGUUCUCGUUUCGCAGCUACUCUCUGAAGAUAACUUUGCCUCUUGGAGUAGAGCGAUGCAGAUUUCGCUUACGGUGAAGAACAAGUUAGGGUUCAUCAAUGGUACGAUCACUGAACCGAGUCGAGACGAAGCUGUUCUUCACAAUGCCUGGGUACGAAAUAACAGCAUUGUUAUUUCGUGGAUUUUGAAUGCUGUGUCAAAAGAUAUUCAGGCCAGCAUCAUGUACUCUGAUUCUGCUCACGAGAUGUGGAAGGAUCUCAAUACCAGAUUUUCACAAACAAAUGGUCCGCGAAUUUUCCAAUUACGUCGGGAAUUGUCUAAUCUGACUCAAGAUACACAAUCCGUUAAUGUGUAUUUUACGAAAUUGAAGGCUAUUUGGGAUGAAUUAUCCAAUUUUCGACCCUCUUGCACAUGUGGAGCUUGCACUUGUGGUGGUGUUCAGAAGCUUAAUGAACAUUACAAUUUAGAACAUGUAAUGGCUUUUCUCAUGGGGUUAAAUGAGUCUCUUACUUCCACACGUGGCCAAAUUCUUCUCAUGGAUCCAUUGCCGCCUAUAAACAAGGUUUUUGCUCUUGUAUCUCAAGAAGAGAGGCAGAGGUCUAUUCAUUCUUCCCAUAAUGAAGUGCAGAAUUCCUUAGCCUUUUCAAUUCGUGGUGAUCAAUCCGUUCAGCGGUCUGUUCACAAUCAAGUUUACACAUCUGCACCUAAAAGAAAGGAAAGAGGAUUUUGCACUCAUUGCAACAUCUAUGGGCAUACGAUUGAUAAAUGCUACAAGCUACAUGGAUAUCCCCCUGGUUAUAAAGCAAAACCAAGAUACUCUUCGUUGCCUCAAAGCAGAUUUUCUGUUAAUCAGGUUGCUGCCAUGGAGUCUCCACUCGAUUAUGCAACUUCAGGGAGUACUUCUCAACCACCUUUUGUUUCUUCUGACCCUGUUUUGGCUAACAUGUCUGCUGCUCAAUGUCAGCAAUUGAUGGCAUAUUUUUCUAACCAAAUGGCUGCCAAGAAACAGGUUUCUACUCAACAAUCUCAUGGUGAUGAGGCUGAAGUUGCACAUAUUUCUUGUGUGUCAGGUAUUUGUUUAGCAGCUUCUCUUCAUGAAUCUUUUCAGCCUCAUUAUUGGAUCAUUGACUCUGGGGCUUCUCGACAUAUAUGUAAUGAUAAGACUUUAUUUUCUUCUCUUCAUAAAGUCAAUUUUGCUAGAGUUAUUUUACCAGAUUGUUCUCUGGUUGUUGUUGAGUAUAUGGGAGAUGUGUGCUUAUCAGAUGAUCUGAUUUUGAAAAAUGUUUUUUAUGUUCCUUCUUUUAAGUUCAACUUAAUAUCUGUCAGUGCUUUGCUUGACAGAUUGCCUCACACAGUUAUUUUUGAUUCUACUUCCUUUCUUAUUCAGGACAAGUUCUUGAAGAAGAUUGGCAAGGGUAGCAAAAUUGAUGUUUCUGCCACUGUUUGGCACAAUAGACUUGGGCAUAUUCCUCAGUUGAAGUUAGAUAUUCUGUCUACUAAAUUUUCUUUAGCCAUGGAUAAGCCUAAGAACAAUUCUUGUUGUUAUAUUUGUCCUAUGGCUAAACAAAAACGUUUGAAAUUUCCUAUUAGUUCUACUGUUUCUUCUCAUAUGUUUGAUCUUAUUCACUGUGAUAUUUGGGGGCCUUACAGAGUUGAGUCUCACAAUGGUUACAAAUAUUUUGUUACUCUUGUUGAUGAUUAUUCUAGGUUUACUUGGGUUCAUUUGCUAAAGUCUAAAUCUGAUGUUUUGACUGCUAUUCCUGCUUUCUUUCAUAUGGUUAAAACUCAGUUUAACUGUAAUAUUAAGAUGUUUAGGUCUGAUAAUGCUCAUGAGUUACAAUUCACUCAGCUUUUCUCUCAGUUAGGUGUUCUUCAUCAGUUUUCUUGUGUUUACACACCUCAACAGAAUGCUGUAGUGGAGAGAAAACACCAGCACAUUCUUAAUGUUGCAAGAUCUUUAUUGUUUCAGUCUCAUAUGCCUAUCACCUUUUGGAAUGAAUGUAUUUCUACUGCAGUUUUCUUGAUAAAUAGAACUCCUGCAGCUAAGCUAAAUAAUCUCUCCCCUUUUGAAUUAUUGUAUCCUGGUAAGUUGUUUGAUUAUAAUUCUCUCAAGGUUUUUGGGUGUUUGGUUUUUGCUUCUUCAUUGCCAGCCCAGAGGUCAAAGUUUUAG